Molecule: messenger RNA, 663 nt
Organism: Pterocles gutturalis (yellow-throated sandgrouse)
Lineage: Eukaryota; Metazoa; Chordata; Aves; Pterocliformes; Pteroclidae
Product: triggering receptor expressed on myeloid cells 2-like
Exons: 4
Coding region: 1-663 (220 amino acids)
Cellular component (GO): cell surface
Molecular function (GO): signaling receptor activity
Source: RefSeq, a predicted model, not a curated record
AUGGAGAAGCUCGUGAACCUCAUCUUCUUGGUCUUGUCAGCGUCCUGCGCUGCAGAGAACAUCACUGUGGUGUACGGGAUGGAGGGGGACACCAUUUCUAUCAACUGCACCUACAACCCCUGGCAGCAGCGGUGGAGGGAGAAGAGCUGGUGCAAGCAGAUCGAUGAGACCACGUGCCAACACGUGGUGAGCGCCCGGCGCUUCUGGCUGCCCUUCCUAAAGAACAGGAACGGCACCACCUCCAUCAGUGACAACAUCCACGACGGGGUCCUGACAGUGACCAUGAAGCGACUCAAGAAGAAGGAUGCUGGGUUGUACCAGUGCAGAACUGACUACCUGGGGGAAACAACCAGCCUGAGGAAGGUGAAGGUGGAAGUGCUGACAGCUGUAGCUGUCCUGGAGACCCAGAUGCCAGAGGAGCCCAGUGCUGUGCAGAGCAUCUCCAGCAUCCCUCCCGAAGCGGAUUUCACCAUCUUCUAUAUCAUUGCUGGAUUCCUGGUUACUAAAUUCAUGGUGGCUGUGCUGAUCUUUAUCAUUGGCAACAGCAGGAAGAGCAGAGGAAGAGAGCAGAAGAACCCAAACCUGAACGAGCAGUGGGUCGUCCCUUUCGCUGGUGACCUUGCACACGAUGGAAUCAGCCCCUCCUGGGAGAGCAGCGCUUAG